AGUGUGUCUGCAUCUGCAACAAGAAGACAGCUAGUUUUUGCCUAUGAUAAAGAAAUAAAAAAUCAGCAACACCGCAGCACCAAAUUUAUUUCCUCCUCAGCCACAGCCACUGGAUGCUUUAUUUUUUGUCCAGAAAUUGUAAAGCAAGAGCCUAGAACUAUGGGAGACUGCUCCAGGAGAAAACAAGGUCUGUAUCUUUUUCUUUUCCUCUGUCUUCCUGGAGCGUUAUGUGUUUCAAUUCACUAUUCUGUGCCUGAAGAAAAGAAAGGUGGGUCUCUGGUGGCUAAUGUGCUAGAGGAUUUGAAAUUGGGAAUAGGAGAGCUUUCAGUUCGCAGAGCCCAGGUAAUUUCCAAAAGUGCUAAGCAAUUUUUCCACCUUGAUACCCACUCUGGGAAUCUGUUGAUAAAUGAUAAAAUAGACAGAGAAGCUUUGUGUGGCCAGACUGAUCCUUGCUUACUUCUCUCCCAAAUUGUGCUGGAAAACCCCUUGGAGCUCUACAGUAUUGUAAUGAAGAUAGAAGAUGUGAAUGACAAUACUCCCAAUUUCUCUAAAAAUAAAUUUGAACUGGAAAUUCCUGAGAAUGUCCCUACAAAUACACAAUUCCCCUUGGAAUCUGCCCAAGAUGAGGACCUGGGGAAAAAUAACAUCGAAAACUACACACUCAGUCCCAAUGAGCAUUUCCAGCUCAGUGUGGAAAGCAACAUGGAUGGAAGUAAAUAUGUGGAUCUUGUUCUGGUGAAACCACUGGACAGGGAGAAGGAACGAUACUUUGAACUAACACUCAAGGCUGUUGAUGGAGGAGUGCCACAGAGAACAGGAACAGCUCGAAUAAAUGUUAACGUUCUGGACAAUAAUGAUAACUUUCCUCAAUUUACUCAGCUUGAAUAUAAAAUUAAAUUAAAGGAAAACAGCCCACAGGACACUCUGGUCUCCAAAGUGAAAGCUACAGAUUUAGAUUUUGGUUCAAAUGCACAAAUCACCUAUUCACUCCACCGAGUACCUGAAAAAAUACACCAUUUGUUCCAUUUAAAUGAAAUUACUGGGGAAAUCACUGUUCUUGGACAUAUUGAUUAUGAAGAAGAAACAAACUAUGACAUGAACAUCAGAGCAACAGAUGGCGGGGGUCUUUCUGGGCACUGCAAGGUCCUGGUAGAGAUUGAGGAUGUGAAUGACAAUGCCCCAGAUGUGUCAAUCAUAUCCAGCACCAACACCAUACAGGAGGAUUCUCCUCUGGACACAGUGGUGGCCCUCUUCAGUACCACAGACCAAGACUCUGGAGACAAUGGAAGGACUGUGUGCUCAGUGGAGGUGAACCUUCCCUUUGUGUUAAAACCUACUGUGGAUAACUAUUACCAGCUUGUGAUCCAAAGUCCCCUGGACAGGGAGAAAGUUGCUGAGUAUAAUAUCACCAUCACAGCCAUUGAUCGGGGCUCUCCCAGGCUCACUUCAACAAGAAUUAUUAAUGUUCAAAUUUUAGAUGUCAACGACAAUCCUCCACUGUUUGAAAAGUCUUCAUUUGAAAUGCAGAUACAGGAAAAUAAUAUCCCUGGAUUGCUAAUUGGCUCAGUCCAUGCUGCUGAUCUGGACACGGAACGGAAUGCCAAAGUCACCUACUCACUUUUGCCCGGGAAGAUUGUUGAUGGUCCUGUGGCCUCUUACAUCUCGGUCAACUCUGAAACUGGAAAUUUGUAUGCCCUCAGAUCUCUGGAUUAUGAGGAGAUCAAAAAUUUCAAUGUGACAGUGAGGGCUACAGAUGGCGGGUCUCCUCCCUUGAGCUCAGAAGUUAUUGUCGAAUUUGUUGUCACAGAUGAAAAUGAUAACGCUCCCUUCUUCCUCUAUCCCCUUCAGAACAGUACAUCGCCCUGCAGUGAGUUGGUCCCCAAGUCGGCAGAGGCCGGUUACCUGGUGACCAAGGUGAUUGCUGUGGAUGGAGAUUCUGGUCAAAACUCCUGGCUUUCCUAUGAGUUGCUGAAGGCCACAGACCCUGGCCUUUUCAGCAUAGGAGCCCAGAAUGGAGAAGUGAGAACCAGGAGGCCCCUGAAUGAGCGAGACACAAGCAAGCAGAGACUCAUGAUAGUGGUGCGAGACAAUGGGCUCCCUCCCCAGACCAGCACUGUAAUGCUCAAUGUCCUUCCAGUGGAUGGCUUUUCAGAACCUUAUAUGAAGGCUGUGGAGGUUAGUAACCAAGAACACGAAGAAGAUGGGACCUUGACCUUGUCUUUGGUGAUCUGCCUGGCUGCAGUCUCCUUUGUGUUCCUAGUUUGCAUUGUUUCAUUUAUUGUCAUCAAGAUCUACAAGAAGGAUCCCAGGGGAAGUUUUAUCGCCGCACCUCCUCACUUCCCACCUGCCAGGCCUGAUAUCCCAGAAAACUGCACCGAUUUUCAGAGUGGGUCACUUUCCAGGAGUUACCACUAUGAUGUUUGCUUAACUGGUGGGUCCCUAAGCAGCGAGUUCAGAUUUCUCAGGCCCCUCAUUCCUGUUUUUUCUGUUGGGGACCCAAACAUCCCUGUGAACCACAGGAUGCCUUCUUGUUCCCAAGAUAUUCCUGAUGAUUUGGAGAGCAGAAAAUCAAUGGAACAGGUGAGAGAGAAGGGUAUGUUUUUUUAAGUCUCAGUAUACC
Messenger RNA from Rhineura floridana, 2620 nucleotides. RefSeq names its product protocadherin beta-16-like. The record is from RefSeq and is a predicted model, not a curated record. Bases 160 to 2607 code for a protein of 815 amino acids. The transcript has a single exon. NCBI's taxonomy places the organism in Eukaryota, Metazoa, Chordata, Lepidosauria, Squamata, Rhineuridae. Gene Ontology annotation, cellular component: plasma membrane. Gene Ontology annotation, molecular function: calcium ion binding. Gene Ontology annotation, biological process: homophilic cell-cell adhesion.